Molecule: messenger RNA, 1135 nt
Organism: Apodemus sylvaticus (European woodmouse)
Lineage: Eukaryota; Metazoa; Chordata; Mammalia; Rodentia; Muridae
Gene: Tnfsf14
Product: TNF superfamily member 14
Exons: 4
Coding region: 148-870 (240 amino acids)
Biological process (GO): immune response
Cellular component (GO): membrane
Molecular function (GO): tumor necrosis factor receptor binding
Source: RefSeq, a predicted model, not a curated record
CUCCAGCUUUAAAGCGAGUCCUGGGGGUUACAGGAACCUUUAGCAGUUUGCAAAGCCCAGGCAUUGGGCAAUUGUGGUUUCCUCCGGAGAGGAAGAACUCAGGCUUGCCACCCCUGCCCUGGGCUUCUGAGCCUCAGCUGCUCUGGCAUGGAGAGCGUGGUACAGCCUUCAGUGUUUGUGGUAGACGGACAGACGGACAUCCCAUUCCGGCGGCUGGGACAGAACCACCGGAGACAGCACUGUGGCACUGUCCAGGUCAGCCUGGCCCUGCUGCUGCUGCUGCUGGGUGCUGGGCUGGCCACUCAGGGCUGGUUUCUCCUGAGAUUACAUCAGCGUCUUGGGGACAUAAUGGCCCAUCUGCCAGAUGGAGGCAAAGGCUCCUGGGAGAAACUGAUACAAGAUCAACGAUCUCACCAGCCCAACCCCGCAGCACAUCUUACAGGAGCCAACGCCAGCUUGAUUGGCAUGGGUAGACCUCUGUUAUGGGAGACACGACUUGGCCUGGCCUUUUUGCGGGGCCUGAUGUAUCACGAUGGGGCCCUGGUGACCAUGGAGGCCGGCUACUACUAUGUGUACUCCAAAGUGCAGCUGAGCGGCGUGGGCUGCCCCCAGGGGCUGGCCAACGGCCUCCCCAUCACCCAUGGGCUGUACAAGCGCACGUCCCGCUAUCCUAAGGAGUUAGAACUGCUGGUCAGCCGGCGGUCACCCUGCAGCCGGGCCAACAGCUCUCGAGUCUGGUGGGACAGCAGCUUCCUGGGCGGCGUGGUAUAUCUGGAGGCCGGGGAAGAGGUGGUGGUCCGCGUGCCUGGAAACAGCCUGGUCAGACCACGUGACGGCACCAGGUCCUAUUUCGGAGCUUUCAUGGUCUGAAGGCUGCAGUGACAAUAUAUUCUGUGGAGGGAACCUCUCCAGGACUCACUUCAAAUCCAGCAAUUGGGUUUGAAGCCCGCCCUCCUUAAGGAGCUCUGAACUCUGCUGGCGGAGUGCUCAUAAUGCUGUAGACUGCUGACCUGCUUUGGGCAAUCUUCAAAUCAGAGACCUGGAGACUUGGGGUGUGGAGCCCAGGAGUGUGGGGUCAGCCCAUUUGCCUGAUAUUCAGGAAGAAAGAAUAAAGCUGGGGUAUUUAUGCUUCUGA